AUGCCUUACUCCGAUGAUCCAUUCAAUUCGGAAAAUAAUCCGGGAAACAAUUGGAACGAAGAUGAUAGUGAUGAGCUCAGUCCAACCGACGGUUAUUUCAAUUCGAAUCAAAUUCCUCAAAAUAUGAUACCGGAUCCCACGCUCUCACAAGAGGAUAAAUCAAAACCUCAAGACGCCAAGGGAAAUUUUCCGAGAGACGAUAAUAUUUCUUCAACUCUGCAGAUGUCGUCGUACCCCAAUGCGUCAUCUCAUGCAACUCAACAUCCCCGACAUUCUCAAAUUUCGUCUAAUUCCCUUCAUGCUUCGUUAUAUCACAGAGGAGUGAAUUCCUUCCCUGAACAUCAACCCUUCUUUGAACAACCACCCCCAGCUUAUAUAGCUUCCGCAGCGUCUUCUCCUGUCUCGGCACAAGGACAGCAUACUCCCACACACUACAAUACUUUCUCACAACAUCGCCUCGAAGGAGGUCUACCAAGAGAACCUCAGAGUAUGGGAAGACCGGCAGGUAAUCCGGAGAUCGAUGAGAGAACACCUCUUUGGCUUGACCGAACACCCAAAAAGAUUUCCUUUCGACGAGAGAUUCUAAAAAAAGCUCUUGGACUGGGACUAGCUCUAACCAUUGUUGCCGUUAUAUUAAGUGCGAUCUUCACAGAAAAAUCAAAUCCAGAUUCAAACAUGGGAGGAGGGCCUAGAUUUCCCGACCCCAUCCACGAUGGUGGCUCACACUGUCAAUAUGUGUCCAGAUCGGAACAAACCAUAUUCGAAAUCACUGAUGCAGCUGGAAUUUCAGUAAUACAAGAGUUCUACCAACAAGAGUCUCCUCAUUAUGGACCGGAGGUCAAAACAGCAGGAGAAGUUCGCAUUCGAAAUCUACCAAGCAAUUCAAACGAAGGAAAAGCACAUUUUACAGUUGAAGUUAAACUUAGCCAUCCGGAAUUGUCUGUGCUUAAAACUUUGAACGAGCUUGAUGGGUCAUUGAAAAUCAGCACGCCGAGAUUUGCCAACAUAGGCAUACAUGAAAACCCUUGUAUCUCACUUGAAAUUACGGCUUGGAUACCAGAAGAUGCGGAGAUCUCCAAAGUAUUUUUUGACCUGGUAACUCUAUCAAUUCGAAUCUUUGACGAUGUCAAUGUCAAAAUUGUCAAAGUUGCCACAUUAAAAACAAUAUCAGGCCAUGUUAGGUUUCCAAACGACUCAAUUUCGUCAAUCAGUCAUGCUUCCUUCUCAACUAAAAAUGAGCCAGAAACACACUUCAAUUUCGAUUCUCGUCAUAUUGUCGUCGAAACUGUGUCAGGCAGAAUUGAAGGCACAUAUCCCCUUUAUGACCUUCUGAAAGUAUCUUCCCAAUCUGGAGCCAUAGGAAUCGAAGUGAAACCCAAGCCUGUUCUUGAGUCAGCACCCGCUCCCGCUACUUUGGAUAUCCGUACAUCUUCGGGUAGAAUCGAAGUAUUGUCACCUGUCAAAGAUCCAAAGGCCAUUUAUCUCCGAGAAUACAUCACACGUGUAAAAUCACUUUCUGGGGCCAUUCAAGGCGAUUUUUUUGUUGGAUCUACGGGGACUUUCGACACCGCUUCUAGUAGGAUUCAACUUAUGGUGAGACCGGUUUUAUUGGCAACUUCUGAUGACGACGAUGAAAGUCGAAAUGAAUUCUCUACUCAUUCAGUGAGUGGGAAUACACAUAUCACAUUACUUAAUCCUUUGUUUACUUUCCCCUCCACCAACGGCAACGUUCUCAAUGGUGCGAUUGGAUCCACACAGAAUAGCCACGAGUCUCCGUACACUUCCACCCUCAUUGAAUCAUCGAGCUCCUCUUUCCAGGCGUACAAGAGUAAACUUCGCACUGUUCAUUCGACGCAUAAAAGCUCCUCUGGGCGUAUCGAGGCAUACUACCCCUUAGCUUGGAUCGGCAACAUUGAAGCGAAGACUAUCUCCGGAAGAAUAGAAUUAGAAGGGAAGGGAAUAGACAUUGUCGAGAGGCAUGAUGGAUGGGGCUACAAGAAUAUUAAAGCUAGGAAGGGAGUCGAGAGGGACGAGGAUGGGAGUAGUGUGAAAUUGGAGACGUUGAAUGCGGCUAUUGCAUUAAGGAUAUCCGAGGCUUGA
This is a messenger RNA of Botrytis deweyae, 2100 nucleotides long. RefSeq lists its product as uncharacterized. The coding region runs from base 1 to 2100 and encodes 699 amino acids. Lineage: Eukaryota; Fungi; Ascomycota; Leotiomycetes; Helotiales; Sclerotiniaceae. The transcript is spliced from 2 exons. The record is from RefSeq and is a predicted model, not a curated record.